AUGGGGCUGGCUCCUCUAAGGUGUGGGGAGUUAUCCUUCAGCCAGCUCUUGGGCCGGGCUCUCAACAGCUUCAACGGCCACCCCGUAGCCGGCGGCAGCUCCGGUGGCGAAGGUGCCAUCGUCGGCCUGCACGGCUCGCCCAUGGGCAUCGCGACCGACAUCGCCGGCUCCAUCCGAAUACCCUGA
Messenger RNA from Phialemonium atrogriseum, 186 nucleotides. RefSeq names its product amidase signature domain-containing protein. Lineage: Eukaryota; Fungi; Ascomycota; Sordariomycetes; Cephalothecales; Cephalothecaceae. The transcript has a single exon. The coding region runs from base 1 to 186 and encodes 61 amino acids. The record is from RefSeq and is a predicted model, not a curated record.